Plodia interpunctella (Indianmeal moth) is the source of this 883-nucleotide messenger RNA. RefSeq names its product RNA polymerase III subunit G (gene Polr3G). Gene Ontology annotation, cellular component: RNA polymerase III complex. Gene Ontology annotation, biological process: transcription by RNA polymerase III. Bases 109 to 765 code for a protein of 218 amino acids. The record is from RefSeq and is a predicted model, not a curated record. NCBI's taxonomy places the organism in Eukaryota, Metazoa, Arthropoda, Insecta, Lepidoptera, Pyralidae. The transcript has a single exon.
UGAAUAAACUAAACAAACGCAGAUACGCGUGUUUAUCUUUUAGUUAUGUAGUUAAAAAUGCAAACUAUAUGAAAAUAUUCAAUUAACCUCAAAAUCAAUUAUUAUAACAUGGCCGGACGUGGUCGAGGACGAGGCAGCGGCCUGUCAUUCACACAAGAACAGUUACAGGCGUUAGGAAUCGGUAGAGGAGAAAAUCCUUCACCAAAUCUAGCGCCUCCACCUUUAUUUCCAAAAAUUGAAGCUAGACCUCUACCUCUGACUUAUGAUGCAGCUACUGAUUAUAUGUUGAUAGUUAAGGACCAAUUUAUCGAAUACUUACAUGAAUCGCCGGCUUAUGUGAAACCUAAAGCACAAACAGAUGGCGUAGAACGUUAUUCAGAUAAAUAUAAACUUUUGGCGUUAAACGCUAACCAAGGGAAGACUUUAGACUGUGUGUGGAGUCAUUUACCGGCUGAGCUAAGGCCGCAAGCCGGCCGUGUGCGAGUAACGCGUAAAAGAAAGUUAGAUGAUCCUAAAGACAUUGUGAAAAAGUUGCAAACUCUUGAAAGCAAGGAGAUGAUGGAAGAAUCUACUGAAGGCACAAAAGAGGUUCAUAAUGAAGAUGAGAUAAAGAAAGAAAAUGAUGAUGACAACGAAGAAUUAGAUGAUGAAGAGGAACAGGAGUUUGAGUUAGAUGAUGGCACAGACUAUGCCAAUAAUUACUUUGACAAUGGAGAAGAUUAUGAUGAAGAGGAUGACAACCUGGAUGAUGGCCCUGUAUAUUAAAGAUAAACUAAAAUAUUGGUGUGUUUUUUAACUAAAUUAGUAUGUAGUAAAUACAAACAGUUAUAACUUCACUUUAAUUUUAUAAAUACAAAGUAAAUGUUAUUUAAUACAAUUAAAA